Eurytemora carolleeae is the source of this 459-nucleotide messenger RNA. RefSeq names its product copine-8. Bases 7 to 459 code for a protein of 150 amino acids. Gene Ontology annotation, biological process: cellular response to calcium ion. NCBI's taxonomy places the organism in Eukaryota, Metazoa, Arthropoda, Copepoda, Calanoida, Temoridae. The record is from RefSeq and is a predicted model, not a curated record. Gene Ontology annotation, cellular component: plasma membrane. The transcript is spliced from 5 exons. Gene Ontology annotation, molecular function: calcium-dependent phospholipid binding.
GUAAAAAUGCGAGCCGUAAGUCUGGGAUUAGGAGCCAGGAAACUUAGGGAUACAGAUUAUUUUUCUAAAUCUGACCCAUUCUGUGUAGUAUCCAGGCCUAACCUUCAGGGGGGUUUCACGCAGAUUCGUAUUUCGGAGACAAAACAAAACACGUUGAACCCAGACUGGAAUGAUUUUUUCUUUAAAGAGGAGGAGGUCCCUGGACACGAUAUGACUUUAAACCUUAAGAUAGAAGUGUUUGAUGAUGAUGGCAAAAAAGGUCUCGACAAUAACGAUAAACUACUUGGAACGGGUCACUUUAGCCUUAAACAACUUGAAGCUGCAUCAUUGUGUAAGCAUAAUAAUAAUAAUAAUAAUAAUAAUCUCCCUACAUCCUUAGUUUACUCUCUACAUCCUUGGGUUUACUCCCUAAAUCCUAAGUUUACUCCCUACAUCAUGAGUUUACUCUAUAUACAAUAG